Molecule: messenger RNA, 2316 nt
Organism: Schistosoma curassoni
Lineage: Eukaryota; Metazoa; Platyhelminthes; Trematoda; Strigeidida; Schistosomatidae
Source: the annotation of a GenBank genome assembly
AUGAGAGAAGUGUCUUUUCACAAGAUGACAGAAGAAACUGUGGUAGAGGAAAUCAAUUACGAGGAACAAUAUGGGGUGCUUGUCGAAGAGAAUAAAAAGUUGAAGAUUGAUAUUUCAAGUUUGCAGUUAAGCAAUCGAAGUCUUGUCAAUCAGAAUAGGGAUGAGAAAAAAAAGGUUAUGGAUUGUCGUUUGCAGAUUGCUGAUUUAGAAGGGCGUCUUAAGGCGUUCGAUGCCACAAAGCAGGAAUUAGCCGAUUCACAAGGACAAUGUGAACGUGUACGUAUGACAUUAGAAAGUUGUGAAGCUAAAUUAGCUGAUGCUGAAAGGCGUGCAGAUGAAGCAUCCGGUUUGAUAAAGAUCAAGGAUAGCAUUAUCGUGAAACAAAGCAAUUUCACAAAGGAGAUUGAAGAACGCUUGAGAAAUAUCACGGAGGAACGAGAUAAUUUGUUACAUAAAACCUCUAAUCUAGAGACGGAAUUAAAUAUAGCUAUUGUUAGAGGUGAAGAUGCUGAUGACUUAAAAGAACGAUUGAAGGCGUUACAGGAACUUUUUGAUAAUCUGGUCAAUGACCGUUCCCAAACAACUAGUGAGAGUGGAUUAGCUGCUGCUAAUGAGUAUUUCAAAUCCGAACAGGCUAAAUCUGAAAACCGUAUCGCAGAACUUAAAGAAGUUAAAAGUGGAUUGGAGCAAAAGAUUGAAGAACUAUGUGGUGAUAAAAAGCAACUACAAAUACAGUUGGAACAACAACUAGAUGAAUAUGAGAAGCUGGGUGAGAAAUGCGCGACUCUGGAAGCACGUAUCAAGGAAAUGGCACAUUCUGAAAGAAGAUAUGGUGGUGGUAUGCUUGGCGGUCGUCUGAUUGGACCCACUUUACCUCCAUGGAUCGCUGAUGACAAAAAGCUGGAAAACGAUCUAGAACGACUUUCAAAGACUGAUCCUGCUACUCUGCGUGCAAAGGUCAUGGAACUAGAAAGCCAAGUCAACGAGCUUAAUCAACUUCUGACUUAUCGGGAAGACGUGAUUCUCCGUAUUCAUGAGGAAAUAUCGAAAAAGGCUUCAAAACUCGAAGCCGCCGAUGUUGAACGUUCAAGUCUUACAGCUCAAAUCAGUAUACUGAAACGCGAGUUGGCAACGGCUCGUGAAGACUUAGCUCGUCGAGGAGUAGGUCCUAUUGAAUUAGAAACUGAAAUUGAACGUUUACGAAGUAAACGAGAUAGAGAAUAUCAGCGACGCAAGCGAACUGAAACCGAUUUAGAGAACAUGGAAAAAGAAAACCAGGAGUUGAAACAAAGAAUCAAGAGACUAGAAGAAGCAGCGAUAGCUACUCCUCCUAAACCAAUAAUUCCUCAAAGUGAUCCUUCUGAUAGAAAUAAAAUCAUUGAGCUACAAGGCGCUGUUAAUCAACUUCGAAUGGACAAUGAAGCUAAGCGAUCGGAGCUUUUCGACCUGCGAUCACGAUUUGAUGCUAAAUCUGCACAGGUUGAUAAAAUGUCUGCCGAGUUUAAAACAAAAGAACGCCUUUGUUCCGAGCUCACAACUCAGCUUGCAAAUACUCGUGGCCAGCUGGAAAAUACUAUAAAGGAGCUGGAAUCAGUCCGAUGCAGAGCUGUGCGCGGUGGUGCGGAAGUUGAACGUUGGCAUUCAGACCUAACAAGUUUGCAAACUACCAAUAAAUUUCUUUCUUCACAGUUAAACGAUUUGAGAAAUAAAGUAAUUGCGAAAGACAAAAUGAUUGUCGAACUAGGCAAACGUUGUGAAAGUAUUCUAAAUAGUCAUCCUAUUCAAGCUCACGAAGAGCCACAUGUGAGCGUUAACGGAGAUGAAGGUGUGUGCUCACGUUGUCAGGAGCGUCUGUUUACUGAAGACAAUCAACAGUCGAAUGAACUAGAUAUAAUUUCUCAGCUUAAAGCUAAACUGUCUUCAAUGGAAGAUCGUUGUAAAACCUUAAUGGCUGAAGCAGUUCAAACCCAACAGGCAAAUGAGAAUGUAAAAUCUCAGUUGGAGUCCGAACUUGCUAAUGCCCAACAGUCUGUACAAAAGUUGUCCGAAGAAGUUGCCCGAGAAAAAGAGACAGCAUACAAUUCAACCUCUCGCGUCCAAGAACUCACUGCUCAAGUAAAUAAGUUAGAAACAGACCUUUCUCAAACCAGAAUGCAACUAAUAGAAGCUCAGUCAGAUCAUCAAAAAGAAAACGAUAUCAAUGCAUCAGCUGCCUCACCUCCUGCCAAACGAACUAGGCGAAGUACUAAUGCUGUGAAUAAUGUCAAAGCGAAUUCAAAGAGUAAUCAGGAUCAUUCAUCCGGUGGGCGUCAUUGA